UUCCUCUCACCGUCAUCGAUCUCACUCCCUCACCUCCGUCCAUCUCCCGCCGCCGUCGCCGAAACAAGCUUUGAAGCCACCGUCGUUAUCGUGCAGCUCUGUUCCACCAUCGUGCAGUUACUGUUUCAGCUUUGCAAGCACCGUCACGCAGCUCUGUUCCAUUGUCGCCGGUGCUAUCUCUGUUCCACCUGUCAUCCCUUCGGUCGUGCCCUUGACCCCCUCUUGCUCAGGAUCUUCUUUGCUCUGUUCUAGGGCUUCUAGCUUCUAGGGUUUUUUCGGUUGAAUUACGGUUGGACCGGUUGGACCAAUAAACCAGUGAACCAGUGACUAAAAUGGUUCGAUGACCGGUUCAGUUCUCAGAACCUUGGUUUUACCAUCUCUCCGGUGACUGGUUUUUAUUAUUAUUGUUAUUAUUAAUUGAUGAUUGCAUCAAUAAUGAGGCGCUCCUUAUCAAAAUUCCCUGGUUGGCGUUUCGGCUUCGGACAAUCCAAGUCCUUAUUGCAGGUGAAUUGUGAGGCGGGGUCUCGUUGUGCUAGCAGUACCAAUGGUCAAGUCAAUUUCAGUGGCAACUUGAAUGAAUAUUCCACAAGAACUUAUGAAACAUCGUGCGCUACAUCGCUUGACAAUCAGCCAAAGGAUAACUCUGUUUCUGAUAUGCUAGUAGAUUCAUUUGGACGGUUGCACACUUACUUGAGAAUAUCGUUAACAGAACGGUGCAAUUUACGGUGUCAGUAUUGUAUGCCAGCAGACGGCGUGGAGCUAACUCCUAACGCUCAGCUUUUGACAAAUGCUGAGAUUUUGCGACUGGCAAAUCUCUUUGUAAGUUCCGGGGUAAAUAAAAUACGGUUGACUGGUGGGGAGCCAACUGUAAGGAAGGAUAUUGAAGAUAUAUGCAUGGGGUUGUCAAAAUUGAAGGGACUGGAGACAUUGACCAUGACUACAAAUGGUAUAACCCUAGCAAGAAAACUUCCAAGGCUGAAAGAAUGUGGCCUUACUUCUGUGAACAUUAGUUUGGACACAUUGGUACCUGCAAAGUUUGAGUUUAUGACAAGACGGAAAGGGCAUGAAAAAGUAAUGAAUUCAAUUAAUGCUGCUGUGAACCUUGGUUAUAAUCCUGUUAAGGUCAAUUGUGUUGUAAUGCGUGGAUUUAAUGAUGAUGAAAUAUGUGACUUCGUUGAUCUGACAAGAGAAAAGCCUAUUAAUGUUCGUUUUAUAGAAUUCAUGCCAUUUGAUGGAAAUGUUUGGAAUGUCAAGAAGCUUGUACCCUACUCAGAAAUGAUGGAUAGAGUGGUAAGGUAUUUUUUUUUUUUUUUUUUACUUCAGGAUCACCCAACAGAUACAGCCAAGAAUUUCGCAAUAGAUGGACAUCAAGGUAGAGUUUCAUUUAUCACAUCAAUGACGGAGCAUUUUUGUGCUGGUUGCAAUAGAUUGCGAAUACUAGCAGAUGGAAACUUCAAAGUGUGUCUAUUUGGUCCUUCAGAGGUUAGCUUAAGGGAUCCCUUGCGACAUGGUGCAGAGGAUGAUGAGCUUAGGGAGAUAAUAGCAGCAGCGGUGAAGAGGAAGAAAGCUUCGCAUGCUGGAAUGUUUGACCUUGCAAAGACAGCAAAUAGGCCUAUGAUACAUAUUGGCGGAUGAAGUCUUAUCAUCUUCUCUUCCCCACUUCCUUAACUCCAUAAAGUUAAGGUUUGCUUGGUGAUAAUGUUAUCUUUUUUUAGGAAUUUGCAAGAGAAAAAGUAUAUCAUGAAAAUGAACACAAUAUUCACUCUUUUUUUUUACAAAAUUAUGAAAAUAGAAAACAUUGAAUGAAAGAAGAAACUAAAUAUGCCCUUAGGUGUUCAUUCUCUUAGGUGUGUUUGUGAGAUGGGGUUUUAAAGGGAAAGUGGUGAAAGGAAGAGUUUGAAGAGUAAUUAUAAGUCGAUUUGUCUAUUCAAAUCUUUCUUUCCCUUCCUCUCCUUGUAAAGCUUCAACCGCAUUAUUAGAGCUGUAGUUAAUCGAAGUACCUCAUUGUGUUUGUGUCUAAGUUUAGGUGUCGUGUGUCUUCCAAAAUUUGCUUAUAUUCAAGGAAAACCAUGGCUGCCCCUGCUAGAAGAAGGUCCUGAUCGUUCUCCUUAUGGAGUGAUACAGUUUUGUCUAUUUACUUUAGUAUAUAUUUGGUCAAAUGUUUUUCGGCCUACAUUUUCAGAUCAUGUGUUGAUUAUCAAGAUAAUUAUGUGUUGUUUAUAAAAUUGAGGUUAUUUAUUUGUUGUUUGUAUAAGCCAGAUUUGAGGGUCAAUAAUCGACACAUUAUUCUAUGCAGCUAGGUGGGUUGUAACAAACCAAAUCUACAGUGUCAGAUAAUGCACAGUGCACUAUAACAGUUGAGGCAUUGUGAAUUUGUGACUAGAAAAUGAACUGCCUUUGUAAGUGGGGAACUUUUUGGGAUAAAAUUAUUCUAAAACGGGAUGGACAAUUCGUGUAAA
Arachis duranensis is the source of this 2459-nucleotide messenger RNA. RefSeq names its product GTP 3',8-cyclase, mitochondrial. The record is from RefSeq and is a predicted model, not a curated record. Gene Ontology annotation, biological process: Mo-molybdopterin cofactor biosynthetic process. The coding region runs from base 421 to 1635 and encodes 404 amino acids. The transcript has 7 exons. NCBI's taxonomy places the organism in Eukaryota, Viridiplantae, Streptophyta, Magnoliopsida, Fabales, Fabaceae. Gene Ontology annotation, molecular function: cyclic pyranopterin monophosphate synthase activity; 4 iron, 4 sulfur cluster binding; GTP 3',8'-cyclase activity.